Messenger RNA from Venustampulla echinocandica, 1872 nucleotides. Its product is annotated as p-loop containing nucleoside triphosphate hydrolase. Gene Ontology annotation, cellular component: nucleus. Gene Ontology annotation, molecular function: DNA replication origin binding. Lineage: Eukaryota; Fungi; Ascomycota; Leotiomycetes; Helotiales; Pleuroascaceae. The transcript is spliced from 3 exons. Bases 1 to 1872 code for a protein of 623 amino acids. Gene Ontology annotation, biological process: DNA replication initiation; mitotic DNA replication checkpoint signaling; cell division. The record is from RefSeq and is a predicted model, not a curated record.
AUGGCCAUAGGAAAGCGAACAAGAAGCGCUACCGCCUCAGAAUCCGAGUUAUCUUCUCCGCGUGCCAAACGUCAAGCUCGAGUCGAGAUCUUCAGUGACCACAACAAGGACAAGAACCCAUUUCUUUCCUGCUCUAAUCGUGCGCGUCCCCAACAUGACACGCUUUCGAGCCCAAUUUCAACAACAUCGAGAACGAUCAAGCAUGGCCUCGGUACAAAUACAGUGGGCUUAUCUGCCGAAAACGACGAAAACUCGGAAUUCCCCCAAAUACCAACUCCUCAAACACCAAGACAUCGAGACGCACUCUCCAAAAAGGCGCCGGUUACCCCUCGGCAUCGCGUUACUAUUAUUGGCAAAGCCCUCACACCACGAGGUCCUCGAACACCGGUAACACCCAACGGAUCAAUCACAACUGUGUACAGUCGGGCGAGACAACUAUUUACGCGCAGCUCGGAACCAGGGAAGCUUAUUGGAAGAGAUGCGGAGAAUCAGGAAUUGACCCAUUUCGUCCAAGAUCGCAUCGCUAAUGUAACUGGGGGAUGUAUCUAUGUCAGUGGUCCACCGGGAACUGGCAAAAGUGCUAUGGUCAGCGAGAUCACGACCGACAUCGAAACAUCUCCAAUAGUGAAGAAGGCGUAUGUCAAUUGCAUGAGUCUGAAGACAUCGGGUGACAUCUACCCCGUUUUGCUGGAGGCCUUGUGUGACGAUCUCGAGGUUCUGGAAGGCGAUGAAGCCAAGACAUUGCAAAGCAUAUUCGCUCCCAGGAAGAAAUCGAAGACGGUUUACGUUGUCACCUUGGACGAGAUUGAUCAUGUCCUCACUCUGGACUUGGAGAUAUUAUACAAGCUGUUUGAAUGGUCUCUGCAAAAAUCAUCGCACCUCAUAUUGAUUGGAAUUGCGAAUGCUCUGGAUCUGACCGAUCGCUUCCUACCUCGCCUAAAGGCCCGCAAUAUGAAGCCUCAACUUCUUCCAUUUCUUCCAUACUCCGCACCUCAGAUCAAAUCUAUCAUCACCGCCCGGUUAAAGACUCUUGUGAGCAAAGACAGCCCUACGCCAGACUAUGUACCAUUUCUCCAUCCUGCGGCUAUCGAAUUAUGCUCCCGGAAAGUCUCAAGUCAGACAGGAGAUUUGCGCAAGGCCUUUGAUAUUUGCCGGCGUGCAAUUGAUGUCAUUGAAGCGGAGGUCAGGCAAAAACACGAACAGGCACUCAACGAACGGAUGAUUUUAUGCUCUCCAAGCAAAAGACCUCUGAAAGAGAAUGCGAAUUUAUCGUCGCCGGUUGGCCUCUCAAAAAACCAUGAUAUGACUGCGCAGAGGUCACUUGCCCAGUCGCUUGCUGAACUCACCGUUGAGACGGCUCCUCGAGCGACAAUCGCCCAUGUCAACAAAAUCACUUCCGCUACAUUUGGUAAUGGAGCAAAUCAGCGAUUAAAAACUUUAAAUCUUCAGCAGAAGGCUGCGCUAUGCGCCUUAGUGGCCCUCGAAAAGCGCAAGAGGGCAGCCGCGGCGGAUGUUAUGGCAACCCCUUCAAAAUCCAACAAUGUGGCCCCUACUAUCAAAGCUCUCUAUGAUGUCUAUUGUAUGCUAUGUACACGCGAUGCUAUUCUUCAUCCUCUUACAAGCACGGAAUUUCGGGAUGUCAUUGGAAGUCUUGAAACGCUGUCUCUGAUAAGUGCGGUUGAUGGGAGAAGCGGCUCGUUUGUAGCGCUAAGCACGCCGAGCAAGAGAGCUCGGAAGUUUGGUUCUGGUGUUGGAACUGGGGGUGAGAAACGGGUUGGUAGUUGUGUAGGGGAGAAAGAGAUCGCACAGGCUGUUGAGGGGCUCGGUGCGGGUAUUCUGAAGAGCAUAUUAAAUGGCGAAGGACUUGAUUGA